AUGGACGAUGCGUUUCACGGCCUGGAUGCUCGAAUUGCUGAAGUCGCAGAGAAGUUCUGGUGUCGAUGGAAAUAUUGUUUCGGAGAUCGGUUGGUAGACCCGGUGGCCAUAAAGCUCGCGAAAGCCCCCUUGGUUCUCGACGUGACAACCCUGCAUAACAUACAGGCCCACAAACCACCUAUUCGACCUCCCCGCAGCUCGCAAAAUGCCAGUCCCAAAGAAUGGCGGAAAGUUGGCCUGUACAUCUCCAGGACGCCCUGCCUAUUUACCCCGUGGCUAAUAGAGGCUGUCUCAGUUGACGUUGCCCGUCUCCUGGACCAGGCUGGCAUUCCCAAUGUCCUCUGGGGAUGGCUGGCCCUAGCCCUGGCUGCGUCCGACCAGGGUAAUCACGAAGUUCAGUUUGUUAUCGCAGAUGACAAGGUUGACGACGCCAAAAAGGUACUUGCUGCUGCCGGCUUCACAGCCUGCACGCACCCAAAAUGCUUCGAGCUAAGCGACGACCGGUUCCCUGAAGACCAGUGGCGCGACAUCUUCCUGAACGGGACCCCGGAACAGCGAAGUGCGGUAGCGAUCGCAUCGAUGGCGUUUGACCGCUACCACCCCGUCGCCGCAGUCCACUAUCAUACCGAAAAGCAGUCUGACGAGUAUCGCCUCCUGUCGCUGUACAAGAAGUCCGCCCAACUCUGGUGGCUGCCAACGAUGAACGUCGGGCCUCCUGCAAAAGACGACAGAAACCUCACCACCUCCGACUCCAACCGCCUGCCAACAGGCAAAAAUCGAACUGGUCCUUGGACGGGUCAAUAUCCCAUCCAGGUGCUCACGCCUUGGGCGUUGCUCGAAGGUCUCAUCUUUUUGUUCUGUCGGGACUUUGGCCAUCUCCAGGAGAUGGACCAAAAGCUCUGGUUCGGCAUGAUCCUUUUCUUCAUGCCCCACGACGACGAGGUCAGAUACAAGAUCGGGCCACGUUUUGUGGAUGCCUGGGGCGCAGUCAAAUCUCGUAUACCCGAAGGCAUGAACCAGUUUGUGCCCUUUUUCAAACUCAGAUCGGAGCUGAUUUUGGCGGGCGAGCUGCCUGAUAUCCCCCCGAACAAAGCACACAUGUUUGAAUAA
Aspergillus mulundensis is the source of this 1110-nucleotide messenger RNA. RefSeq lists its product as uncharacterized. The record is from RefSeq and is a predicted model, not a curated record. Bases 1 to 1110 code for a protein of 369 amino acids. The transcript has 2 exons. NCBI's taxonomy places the organism in Eukaryota, Fungi, Ascomycota, Eurotiomycetes, Eurotiales, Aspergillaceae.